AUGAAAGAAGAUGAAAAUCCCUAUAUGGCAAUACUACAUUUGAUUGCAAAACCAGUGUCAUUAAACGAUUUAAUUGACCAAGAAUUGAAAAAAAAUAAGUCACUAAGUGGAAUAGCCGAAUCGACACAUACCGGAAAUAAAGCUAAGGAUUUCUCUUUACAUAAAGUAAAUGCUCCAACUUCUUGGUUAAAAUCUAAACUUAAAGGAAAAGUUAACGAGAUCCCUGGAAUUCUAAACAUAUAUCCUUUCAAAAACAAGAAAAAAUUUCAAAUCAGAAGCCCGUUAAGACCAAAAAAGUUGAAAACUAAACUACGCAACAAACGUAAAGAUCAAGCAAUCGAUCGAAACAUCCAUGAAAAUGACGAAACUAAUCAAAAAUAUAUUCCUCUACUUAGAAAUCUCGGUAUGUUAUUCGAUACUCUCAUUAAAUCAAAUACAAGCGACACCACUGAAAUUGCUGAAAGAAUUCAGUCACACAAAUCAUUUACCAACGACAGACGCAGAAUGGUAUGCACAUGCGGACUUGCAUCCCAUUUCGAAGAAGAGCCUCUAUCGAAAGAAACGACAACUGUUACUUCCCAAGCUAUUGCCACUACGAUCAAGAAAAUUACCAAGACUACCGCCAAGACAGCCCCUAAUACUUCCAUGGGUGACUUCGGCAUUAUCCGACAGAAUAAGAACAUAUCCUUACUACCUUCAAGAGAUACCUCUAGCGGUUGGCGAGACAAUAAUGGACACAGUAAAAGAAGCCGCUCCACAUUUCACAGAAGCACUGCGAGAAAUAUCCCCCGGAAUAAUGGAAAUAGUAAAUGUAAUACCAGAGUCCGAGAAAAUGAAUCCUAUACAAAGAGUCAUGAAGAAAAUUCCAAUUGUAUUACACGAAACUAUGCAAGUGGCCAUGAACUCCGAAGAAGAAACGGAAAUGAUGCCAGAAAUACAGGGAACAAUAGAACAGAAACAGAUGAGAAGUUUGAAAAAGAUGAAAACACCAAUGAACUCUUCACAGCCGAUAAAUAUAAAAAAUAUGAUAAACACGAAAUUAGGGGAAACGAAACAGAAAGCUCAAACUCUAUAUCAGAACAUGAUAGAGGACUACGAGGAUUUCACUCCAAAAUUUUUAUCAGCAAUAACACAGAGUCCUUACAGUCCGAAAAAAGUUAUGAAAAAAGCAAGUACCAUGUCACACACAAUCACACCAGUUAUAAACGAGUCCCUAACGGAAAUGGCACAGCUACCACAGAUGUUGAAGAAGCUUAUACAGAACAUGAAACAGUAAUAUCAAUAAAAGAUUUGUCAAAUUUAACCUUGGCUCUACAAAGCGCGCCUCAAGGUAAAUUACCUGUAGUUACUAUUUUUGAUGGAUACAGUGUUGCAAGAGAUAUAAAUGGCCAAAACAGAUUAUUAGAACAGUCUAUACAUAUACAUUCAUGAUAUAUAAUAAUAUAAGAAAUAUUUACAUAGUAAAGGACAUUUCUGUACAUAGUUAGGUAUUAAUAAGACCAUUUUGUCAAAUGUUAAA
This is a messenger RNA of Achroia grisella, 1519 nucleotides long. RefSeq lists its product as uncharacterized. The record is from RefSeq and is a predicted model, not a curated record. Lineage: Eukaryota; Metazoa; Arthropoda; Insecta; Lepidoptera; Pyralidae. The coding region runs from base 1 to 1431 and encodes 476 amino acids. The transcript is spliced from 4 exons.